This is a messenger RNA of Colletotrichum truncatum, 1539 nucleotides long. Its product is annotated as udp-glucoronosyl and udp-glucosyl transferase family protein. The record is from RefSeq and is a predicted model, not a curated record. NCBI's taxonomy places the organism in Eukaryota, Fungi, Ascomycota, Sordariomycetes, Glomerellales, Glomerellaceae. Gene Ontology annotation, molecular function: UDP-glycosyltransferase activity.
AUGGAGACGGCGAGACAGAAAAUUAUGUUUUUAACGAACAGCGACUAUGGGCAGGCCAACGUUGUUCUCUCUAUAGCAUAUGUUAUUGUUCGCAGCUCGCCGCGCAUCGAGGUGCAUAUCGCAUCACAGAGCAAGCUCAAAGAGCCAAUGGCCCGCCUUGUCAAGCAGGUAGCGGCUGACAUAGGGUCAGCGGCCGCGGACGCUCUUGUUUUUCACCAGUUGAUAGGGCUGUCUCAUUUUGAUUCAAUAGACACACCUGGCAGCCCCGGUUUCGCGCCAUGGAUGACUGUCCCAAGUUUCAUCAACGUCACUCGUAACAUGCUGGAUUUUGCAAAUCUCCUUCUCCCUUGGAGUGUAGAGGGGUUUGUGGAGAUUUAUAGAGACAUUGAUCGGGUUUGGAAUGAGGUCAAGCCAGACGUGACGGUUUCCGAGGCGAUGUUUGCUCCUGCGCUUACUUUUUGCAAAAGCAACAAGAUGAAGUGGAUUGCUCUCGCCCCAAACACCAUCAAGGAAUUCGCACUACCCCUUCAGCCCAGGUUGGGGAUGCUCUGGAAGUUCCCAAUGACCAGCACCAGCUUCCCAUAUCCCGUCCCCCUUCACUUAAUACCGCUUAAUGUAUUCUACACCAUCGUCGCUGGUGUAAUUGUUUCCACUAGUAAAAGGCAAAGUCAGAUAUCUGAGCACCUCCAUCGCGCCAUAGACCCGAAAAUCGAAGUCUUUACUAUUACCCAUAUGGGCUUGAUGAAGGCACCACCAGAAGGCCUACGUGUAUUAGUCGCCAACAGCCCUGACAUCGACUUCCCCUUUGAGGUCAUCCCUAACUUUAUCACCCCUUGUGGUCCUAUCACACUUGCCUCUCCACCAAUCUCGGAUGGAAGUCAAGACCCUGAGUUAGCCGGCUGGCUGAGCCGUGGGCCGACAGUUUACAUGAACCUUGGUACACACCACUUAUUCGAUAUCUCUCUCGCAAGAGAAGCCGCGCUAGCCUUCCGGUACUUGCUUGACGAAGCUCAGGUAUCCCAGCAUCACAGAAAGCUUCAAAUUCUCUGGAAAAUGCCUCGAAAGUCAUCAGAAGGGGACCAUACUGACCCCUCAAGCACGGAGUUCCUCGGCCCCUGGCAAGAAAUCAAGGCGAUCCUGGGUUCUGAGAUUGACAGAGACCAAGUCCGUAUCGUGAACUGGAUCACUGCCGAACCCAAAUCUGUCCUCGAAUCAGGCCAUGUUGUCCUGGCUAUCAAUCACGGGGGCGCUAAUAGUUUCCAUGAGGCACUGUGUACUGGCAUUCCUCAAGUAAUUCUUCCGGGAUGGCUUGACUGCUACGAUUUUGCCCAGAGGUGUGAGAUUCUCGGAAUAGGAAAAUGGGCAAACAGAAAAGCUAAGCCUUACUGGGAGCGCAACGAACUCGGCGAAGGUCUUGUGGAUACCUUGCUGGGACCCGAAGCAGGAGCAAUGAAAGCUCGUGCCAAGGAACUGGGUGAUCGCCACCCUGAGGGUGCUGGCCGAGAAAAGGCCGCCAGGGAGAUUCUGGCGCUAUUGUAA